Aspergillus campestris IBT 28561 is the source of this 633-nucleotide messenger RNA. RefSeq lists its product as uncharacterized. The record is from RefSeq and is a predicted model, not a curated record. NCBI's taxonomy places the organism in Eukaryota, Fungi, Ascomycota, Eurotiomycetes, Eurotiales, Aspergillaceae. Bases 165 to 545 code for a protein of 126 amino acids. The transcript has 2 exons.
UUUUCUUGCCAUUAUUUAUCUUGAUUUUAUUCAUUUUAUUUUCCCACCAUUUUCCAGUGUCCACGGGUGUGGUAUUCCUCCCCCUCUUCUAGGUACGUCAACCACUUAUCCCAUCCCCAGUGCUUGCCCCUUGCUCAACUUCGUUGGUCGUUUGGUUUUCUUUUAUGAUUGAACACCUCAUUUCCCUCUCUGCCCAAUCCCGUUACUCUGUCAUUGUCCGAGGCAAAUCUCCGACAAAUCGAAUUACUCUUCCGUCUGUUCCCCCCCAGUGGUUGCCCACAUUCUCCCCUCUUCGACCCUCUCGUUGGCUUUGUGACCAGCAUCAGGUGUUGACCUUGCACCAACCAAAUCUCCAUCAUAUACAUCCUGAUUGCCUUUUUGAUUGUAUUUGUUUUGUGUCAUUGGAUCUGCGGUUUCUUGAUUGCAUCGUUGUAUCCUGGUGGACGCUCCACAAAUCAGAUCGAAUUCGCCCCUCUUCAUUUUGCGCUUUUGUUGUGAUUCGCGUGUGCUCGACUCGUUCACGGAUCAACCCGGCCCGGGACUGACAUCAGCGACAGAACGUCCACCGCUCUCGCGCUACCCGCCUUCUCGUUGGCAGAAGCUCUCGACUCUUCGUCCAUUCCCCGUGACAAG